AUGUCUGCUAUCAUUCGACUGUGUAUUGCUGUUGUGCUUUGUGUCAGCAUAACAAGUGCUGAAGACUUGCAGGUUGGUAGUUUAGUCAAUACCACUCUGGUGUACAGUGAAGAGGUGAAGUUAUCUUCUAUUCCUUUGACUACUAGAGAGAAAAACGUCUUCUAUAACACGAACAAUUCCUCAAAAAUUAUCAAGGCUAUAUCAGCAGUAGAUUUGAACAAAUCAAAAGCCCGUGUGUCGAUCACAUCAGGUGGUAUUGAUGCCCUUUACGUAAACGUAAGAUUGAAGAGCAGCCGCGGAGAUGGUCUCAACUAUCUUGUGCAGAUAUUCGUUUAA
Arctia plantaginis is the source of this 336-nucleotide messenger RNA. The record is from the annotation of a GenBank genome assembly. NCBI's taxonomy places the organism in Eukaryota, Metazoa, Arthropoda, Insecta, Lepidoptera, Erebidae.